AUGUCGUUCCAGAACAAGAAGAGCAGCGUCAGAGCCGCGGGUGACUGUCUGAUCAUCAAAGGAGGAAAGAUAGUCAACGAUGACCAGUCGUUCUACGCUGACGUCUACGUCGAGGAUGGGACCAUUAAACAGAUCGGUGAGAACCUGAUGGUCCCGUCUGGCGUGAAGACGGUUGAUGCGUACGGUCAGCUGGUGAUCCCUGGAGGAGUCGACGCCAACACCAACCUGAACGCUCCGCAGAGCGGCAUGAGCCCCGCCGACGACUUCUACCAGGGAACCAGAGCCGCCUUGUCCGGAGGAACCACCACCAUCAUGGACCAUGUGCUGGUGGAGCCGGGGACUAGUUUACUGACAGCCUUCAAUCAGUGGAGGGAUACGGCAGAGCAGAGGGCGUGCUGCGACUUCUCCCUACACCUGGACAUCACCCGCUGGCAUGAAGGACUCUAUGAGGAGCUGGAGACGCUCAUCAAAGACCAAGGUGUGAACUCGUUCCUUUUCUUCAUGGCUUACAAAGACAAAUACCAGAGCUCCGACUCUCAGCUCUAUGAGGCGUUUGGGGUCCUCCGGGAUCUUGGAGCCAUCGCACAGGUCCACGCUGAGAAUGGUGACAUCAUUGAUGAGGAACAGAAGAAGCUUCUCGUUCUCGGCAUCACUGGACCUGAAGGACACGUUUUAUCACAUCCUGAGGAGGUGGAGACGGAGGCGGUGUAUCGGGCUGUCACCAUCGCCAAACAGGCCAACUGUCCGCUAUACGUUACCAAGGUGAUGAGCAAAUCUGCUGCUGACGUCAUCGCCAAAGCCAGGAAGAAAGGUAUCGUGGUGUACGGGGAGCCAAUCACUGCCAGCCUGGCCACUGACGGCUCUCACUAUUGGUCCAAAGACUGGGCCACGGCUGCUGCCUUUGUCAUGAGCCCACCUCUGAAUAGGGAUCCUACAACUCCACAGUACCUGACCUCCUUGUUAGCAUGUGGAGACCUCCAGGUGACAUCCAGCGCUCAGGCCAGCUUCUCCACAGCUCAGAAAGCAGUCGGUAAAGAUGACUUCACUCUGAUCCCAGAGGGAACCAACGGAAUUGAGGAGAGGAUGUCCGUGGUGUGGGAUAGAGCCGUGUCUACGGGAAAAAUGGAUGAGAACGACUUUGUCGCAGUAACGAGCACCAACGCUGCUAAACUCUUCAACAUUUACCCACGCAAAGGAAGGAUCGCUGUAGGAUCAGAUGCUGACAUCGUCAUUUGGAAUCCAAAGGAGACACGAAUUGUCUCUGCAAAGACUCACAACCUGACGGUGGAGGUGAACAUCCUGGAGGGUUUGGAGUUUCGAGGCGUUGCGUCAGUGGUGAUCAGUGGCGGUCGAGUCGUUCUGGAGGACGGAAAACUCAAUGUGACCAAAGGUUCAGGACGCUUCAUUCCCAGAAAGGCUUUCCCAGACACCGUCUACAAGAGGAUCAGGGCCCGCAGCAAGAUGGCUGAGGCUCGCGGAGUCCCCCGUGGAAACUACGAUGGUCCGGUUCAUGAUGUCAUCAGCAUGACUAAAUCGGUCCCACCCACUCCGUCCACCAGGGGGCCCACCUGUCCGAAAACCCAGGCCAGCCUCCGAAACCUCCACCAAUCAGGAUUCACCCUGGCAGGAAAUCAGAUCGAUGACCACAUACCUCGCCGCUCUGCUCAGAAGAUUGUAGCGCCGCCUGGUGGACGAUCCAACAUUACAUCCUUAUCUUAA
This is a messenger RNA of Anoplopoma fimbria (sablefish), 1719 nucleotides long. It is a transcript of the gene dpysl4, whose product is annotated as dihydropyrimidinase like 4. Gene Ontology annotation, molecular function: hydrolase activity, acting on carbon-nitrogen (but not peptide) bonds, in cyclic amides. The record is from RefSeq and is a predicted model, not a curated record. NCBI's taxonomy places the organism in Eukaryota, Metazoa, Chordata, Actinopteri, Perciformes, Anoplopomatidae. Gene Ontology annotation, cellular component: cytoplasm; cytosol. Bases 1 to 1719 code for a protein of 572 amino acids. The transcript is spliced from 15 exons.